Saccostrea echinata is the source of this 4669-nucleotide messenger RNA. Its product is annotated as protein fantom-like. The record is from RefSeq and is a predicted model, not a curated record. Lineage: Eukaryota; Metazoa; Mollusca; Bivalvia; Ostreida; Ostreidae. The transcript has 36 exons. Gene Ontology annotation, biological process: non-motile cilium assembly. Gene Ontology annotation, cellular component: ciliary transition zone. Bases 154 to 4221 code for a protein of 1355 amino acids.
CAACUGAAUAACUUCAAUAAGGAGACUUUGCUGAUUUUCAAUGUAACCUGUAAUUUGAGCACCUAUAGGACUAAAAAUGAUGUAAACACUGAAUAGGACAAGGAAACAAUUGAACAGGUUCUUGGUAUUGCCUGAUUAGUGAAUUCAUCAAACAUGACAGACAUUGAUAUGGUACCAGUGAAAGACCCAGGAGGUGGAAAAAAUGAUGGGUUUGAACAGAAAGCGGCUCAGCAGAGGCGAAUGGUCAGUAAAUGGGACAGAGACACUCUUGAGGAUAAGUACCUUAGAAUGUAUGAAGAAAAUCUCAUUCUAAAGAAACAUGCUAGGAAACAGGAGGACAAGAUCAAAAGAAUGGCAACAAAAUUACUGAGGCUUGUGAAUGACAAAAAGAAAAACUCAGAAAUUGAUGUUGGAGUGAAGAAAGGACGGGACAUUGAAAUGGAAGAAAAGAUGGAAGAACUCCAUGACCACAUUAGGGAUUUAGAAAAACAAAAUGUUCAUUUGAAAGAAAAGUUGAUGCUGACUAAACAACAGCUAGCAACUACGGGUAAAAGGACAACCCCCUAUAACCGUGUAGGCUCCAGGAUUGACACGGGCAUUGCUAAGACCAGUCAUCCAUCUGAUCCCAGAUUAACCAAAAACAUGCGAGUAGUAGGACCACAAGAUGGCUUACGGGAACAACACAUUUAUCAGACACAAAGCAUGCCUUCUCAACAGAGAAGUAAUCAAGGAUUGAUGGAGCACACCAGAGCAGAGCUCAGACAUAAGAAUGACCAAAUAGCUCAGCUCCAUGAACAGCUGAAUAUGUGUGAGAUGGAGAUAGAAAAUCUACGACAACAGAUAAAAGUUAAAGAGUCUGACUAUGAAGAAGACCUCCUGAAAAUAAAGCAACAAAUUACAGCAGAACAGAGAGCAACAGUGCAAGAAAACAUAGAUCUGAUAAAGUUACAAAGGGAGGUGAAAGAAAAAUCAACAAAGCUGUCAGCUGUUACAGAGAAAUAUGCCAUUCUGGAAGAGAAUCUUCACACAAUGAAACGUAGUCAUGACAACAUGUUAAUGGAAAUGGAAAACUUAAAUAUGCAGCUUAAGGAAGAACAGAACAGAGUCUUAACUUUACAGAAUGAAUUGAAAUUUGGCACAACCAACAAUAGGAAAAUCAUUGAGUUACAAGAGCAAGUAUCUUGUUUGGAGAAAGAGAACCAGAUUUUGAAGGAGGCCAAUGAGAAGUUUGUCAGCAGUGCUUUUGAUCUGGAACGUGAACGAGAAUGGAGACAGAGAGAGAACCAGUUAAAGGUACAAAUAGCACAACUAGAGGCCACACUAAAGGCAGAUCUUGGGGAAAAAGGAGGGAUCUUGGAUAAAUACGCAAUUGAAAAAGAGACCCAUGAGCAGCUACAGGCCCAGUUCAGGGAAAUGCAGUUAGAACAUUAUCAGCUGAAAGAGGAGUAUGAUGAUCUCAAAGAAAAGAUGAAGUUUUUCACCAAGGAGAGUGCUAUUGAUUUCACGGAGAUUGAGGAAGCCCUAGUUCUGGUCAAACAGAAGAAACAGCAGUCCGUGCCUGAUCCUGAUUUCCUACAGAAAGUGGACAAAGAAAUGUCCAAAGAUGAGCAUAAGAAACUUCUAGAAUUACAAGCUGAGUAUGCUGAAUGUAUCCAUGAACUGGAGAAGACACGUAACAUGUUGGUCAUACAACACAAGAUCAACAAAGACUAUCAGCAGGAGGUUGAUAUUUCCCAAUCCAAGAUUGAUGAAAUUAAGAAGGAGUAUGAAACAAAGCUGGAUGAGUAUGCUCGCUUGUUGGACAUCAGGGCAGCCAGAAUAAAGAAAUUAGAAGCCCAGCUGAGAGAUGUUGCUUAUGGAACAAAACAAUACAAAGUGCCCCCUCCUACUGAUACGAUUGAAGACACCAUCGACUUUGAUGAAACUAUUCAUCUUGAAAGAGGACAGAACUUAUUUGAAAUUCAUAUACAAAAGGUUAGCUUAUCACCUGAAGCCAUUAAACUCCUUGGAGAUGAGGAAGCUUUGAUCUUCUGUACCUGGGAAUUCUUUGAGUUUGAGAUUCAGUCCACUCCGGUGCUCAAAGGUCCUCGUCCAGAGUAUGACUUUACUUCUCAGUAUGUGGUCAAGGUCGACGACUUCUUCCUACAUUACCUUCAGCGGGAAAGUUGUACUUUAGAGCUUCACCAGUCUCUUGGACAAGAAUACAAGACUGUGGGGGCUUGUCAAUUGGUCUUUAAUGACAUAUUUGACAAACCCCAUGGAAGAAUUCAUGGGACUGCUAACCUUACAGGUUUGGAUGGUGAAGGGGCAGGAAUGGGCUUUGGUAUUGUAGAAUACUGGAUCCGAUUACGUGUCCCAAUGGAACAAGCACUGAGACUCUAUAAGGAGCGUACCAAAGCUCUAGGAUACGUUAUGUCCAAUCAGAAGGCAGCUACUGAGGCUCUGCAGGCCCUGGAUGAGAAUGCGGCAAUGAGACCCAAGGAUAACAUCAAUGAACUACAUAUCAAGAUUGUCCGCUGUAGUGGUCUCAAGUCAAGACAGCCUAAUAUACAGCCCUCUCCUUACUGUGUGUACCAGUUCUAUGACAACAGAGACCAUGAUACAACAAUCAUUAGAAAUUCUAAUAAUCCCGAGUUUAAUGACCAUAAAACAUAUCCUGUACCAAUGACAGCAGACUUAGACCAGUUCCUCAAAACUACGCCAUUGAAAGUCUUUGUGUUUGAUGACUUGGACCCUGAGCAGGCCUCUUACAUCGGCAUUGCAGAUGUCCCCCUGAUUCCCCUGGCCCACAAUAAAGCUGUGAAGGGAUUGUUUGAGCUGAAGGCUGCUAGUGGGCGUGUCUCAGGGACAAUAGAGAUGGAGUUGAGGUGGCAGUUUACUUAUGUACCUCCUAAAGGCAUGCCUAUCACUGAAGAGCCACCAACACAAGAUGUGAAACCUGAGGAACCAACUCCAUUAGAUGAAACUCUCCCACUUACUCCUGCACAUACCAAGACCAGAAUGGCUGCCAAGUUCCCAGGACCCUCUGCGACAUCCACUCCCAUGCCAAAGUCCAGACUAACAGAUGAUACCAUGGAAGGAUUUGUCAAGUCUAUGGACAUAGAUACCACACCCAAGGCUGCACCAAAGAAAAAGUUGGAAGUUCAAGAAGAAUCUUCAAUUCAGCCAUCAGAGUCUCUUGUCCAUGAGGCUGUAUCAGAAGUGGUGUCUGCAAACCUUCCCAGCAUGCUUUCCACCGAGUCCAUGCCACAAGUUCCCCAUGUUGAGAGUCCAGUUUCCUCUAAGAAAUCAUCUCCCAGAGCUCCGUCAGAUCAGGCUGAACAGCAAGAUAUACACCAGCCAGAAAUAGAGGAUGAAUCUGAUACCCUGAGUGAGGAAUCCAGUCCUCAACCUGUUGGGGAGGCACUUGCUUGCCCCUCUCCUCCCCCUGAAUCUGAUGAUAUGAAAGAGGAUACUUUAACUCCUAAGGCAGGAAGCAAGGCCUCAGACACCAUGUUUGGUGAUGAAGAAGAAGAGGAAAUAGAAGAGGAGAUACCUGAGGAAGUGGAGGAGCACGGGGAGACAUUACCCCAGCCCCAGCCCUCCACAGAAACAGAGGAGGAGGAGGGGUCAGAAAAACUACAGAUGGAGACAGACAGCGAGGGCAUUGUAGUGAUGAAUCCUAAACCCAAACGUCGCGGCAAGACAGUCAAUAAAGCUGCUAACAGUGUGACGGUCGCAAUAUCUCACCUGUCAUUGAAUGAAAAUGCGACUGUGCUGGACAAUGAUAAUGUUAAACAGCUGUUUGUAGCCUACAAUUUUCUGGGCAUUGAUCCGCAGGAACUUGAGACACCAUUCUCUCUACCUAAACCUAAAGCAAAUAUCCCUAUUGCCUACAACUUUACAAAAACUUUCCAGGUGGACAUGCAGAAGAAUUAUGAGAGGAGACAGUAUUUGGCGGGCAUGUUGUUACCAGAUGAUCCAGAACAGGGCAGGAUUCGUUUCACUGUGGUGAGUGAACCACCAGAUGACGAUAUGGAUGCCGAAUGUGAAGACAUUGGAGUGGCUUUUGUUGGUGUCAAAGAGAUCCUUAUGUCUAAAAAAGAUGUCGAGGAGCAAAAUGUUGAUCUCCAUGAUGUUAAAAAUGAGAAGGAGGUUAUAGGAACAUUGAAUGUGACAGUCAAAUGUCUGGCUGCUUUAGAGGCGGUAGAGAAAGAAAUGCAGAUUGAAGGGACUUACUGAGCAGGAAAACUGCAAACAAUGGAGAAAGAUUAAUUACUGUGAAUGAAUUUACAUUACUUUGGGGAAUUUUUAAAUCCACUGCAAAUAGUUGUUUUAAUAGCUGCAGAAAUACAAAAAACAAUAUUUUACAAUAGAAAAAAAUCCUCAAAUGUAGGAAAGUACAGAGGAGAGAAUUUGUUUAUGUUUAAUCAUCAAAUUCCUCUCAAAAGCACAUUUUUUGUGGCUAGUUAUAACAAGUGCUCGUACGUGUGCUUUGAUGGGAUUAUCAGUUCGUACAUUAACAUCAAGUUUAUGGGUCAUAUGAAAUUUUAAUUAUUGGUAACCUUUUUUUUUAAUGUGUAAUAUGUCAUGAAUUUUACAAUUAUUUUCCGUCCACUUUGAGUUGUAGUUCUGCGAUAAAUAUUUUUAAAAAAUUUAAAAUUACAUAUUCAUAGAUUACUUGAAGUUA